Molecule: messenger RNA, 818 nt
Organism: Centruroides sculpturatus (bark scorpion)
Lineage: Eukaryota; Metazoa; Arthropoda; Arachnida; Scorpiones; Buthidae
Exons: 1
Coding region: 57-476 (139 amino acids)
Molecular function (GO): nucleic acid binding
Source: RefSeq, a predicted model, not a curated record
AAAAAGCUGACAUAAUUUCUUGGUUGGAAAAAAAUAGGGUUCGUCAUAACGACAAAAUGUUGAAAAUAGAACUUUUGGAUAUUGUUAAAAAAAUAAAACAUAAAUACGAUAAAUAUAUUAUUGACGAAAUGGCCAAAGAAAUAGGUAUCGACGUGUUACGUUUACCUCCGUAUCAUUGUAAUUUAAAUCCUAUUGAAUUGAUAUGGGCAGAUAUGAAAGGUUACAUCGCACGUCACAACACAACAUUCAAACUGUCGGAUGUGCGAAUUUUAAUGAAUGAAGCUAUCGAACAAAUAAAUGAAGAACGAUGGAGAAAAUGUAUUGAACAUAUAGAAAAAGAAGAACAACGAAUGUGGGAACUUGAUGAGAUUUCAGAAACUGUUGUAGAAAAACUGAUUAUUCAGUCUAACACAAGUAGUGACGAAAGCGAUAUAAAUGAUUACUUUGAGCAACUAUGUUCUGAUACAGAUGAUUAAUAAGGUAAGUUUACACUAUAAUUAUUUUAAAAAAUUUUUAUUUAUAUAAAUAUAACAUAGAUAAAUUCAUACAUGUUUUCUGUAAGUCUUAAUAAUAUAUAUUUAAUAAUAAUUUUUGACAAACUAUAUUUAAACGAUGGAAAUAAUUUAAACGGCUACGUAAAAAUGUUAAAGUAAGCUAUAAUAACUUUUCUAAGUAUUGUAUUAUCUCGGUAAUUUUUAAAUUGUUGUGACAACUUUGACCUACUUUAACACGUGCAGAGAAAGGGGCUUAACUGGUCAACACGUGUCGAGCCACUUCCGAUUGUGAUUUGACCAAUGAAAAUCUUCGGCGGAUUAAUA